Molecule: messenger RNA, 2268 nt
Organism: Anopheles coustani
Lineage: Eukaryota; Metazoa; Arthropoda; Insecta; Diptera; Culicidae
Exons: 9
Coding region: 1-2268 (755 amino acids)
Source: RefSeq, a predicted model, not a curated record
AUGGCGUCCAUUAGGGAUCCUGCCGAUGUGUACCCGAGCGUAUACCGCCAUCCGUCCAACGAACUGUUGCUAGCUACAACCUUGAACUGGAUUUAUACCUCGUACUGUAGGUUCGUGUUUCCCUCCCUCCAAGCCGUGUCUCCGGUUGCCUCGGGUUCCCCAAAAGGAAAACCCACGCUCAACAAGGCGUCGGCGGCCGAGGUGUCGUUCGACGUCAAAGGAACGACCCCCAAAAAGGAAAAUCGUAAAAAUCCGGAAUCACUUUACAGCCCAGAGGAAGUAACAAAGCGGUCGCAUGGGCGCAACUAUUUCGAUUGGAAUACUUUCGUGUCGGAGCCGGACAUACCUCGACUGAGGCACAGAACCGGUAGCUGGUGGUACGCACAGGGACGCACACACAUCGAUAAUCCACACGAGUUUAUAACGAUCGACCAGGUACACUCCUACCGGAAGCGACAAUUUUCCGAAGCCCACGCCAAACACACAGGCAGCAACUUUUCACUGUACAACAAAUCGGAGCCGUUGCUUCCGUCGCUGACAGACGCCCAUCAGACGGAGUACAACGAUCAGUAUCAUCGACGGAGACGUAGUAUUUACGAUCGAGCCUUACCACUGCGGAGAAGCACCUCGCUGCAUAUCGAACCGGGCACGAUGAAGGGUUUGUCCGAGAAUCACUCCAAGUUUGUCAGCUAUUCCCAGGACACGAUCCAGAAGUCAAAACCGGCUGCCGUACGUCCAGAGGAAAACUUCCAGCUGCCGGACGGCGGUACCACGCAAGGUACGGGUCUCGCCAAUGCGUCUUCCGAGUACAAGUCGUCCUUUCUACCGUACGACUUCCUGCCCGACAGUAUGGACCAGCGGUUCCGUCACCGCAGUGACACCACCGGCAGCAAGCGGGACGACCUGAGCGCGUCCGACUCGAAGCUGCACAACCGGGAGCAGCUGACGCGCAGCAACCUAAGACUGUCCGGCGAGGCGACGUUCGAGCCGGAGUACAAGCGGCAGUACGGGUUGCCGCAGGCGGCGGACAAGUCCCGGUCGACGCCGCAGUUGAACAACAUUGCGUUCACCGGCAACUUCCGGGAGGCACCGUCCGAGUACAAGGAGUGCUACAAGUACUACGAUCACUUCACCAAGAGUGCCCCCAUCCGGAAGUUCGACAACCUGAGCCUGCACGGUACGAUCGAGUUUCGGCCGGAGUACAAGGAGAGCUACCGGGAACUGCCACCGGGCGGUGUCGGCGACCAGUGGCGCUCCCAGUGCGUCGUGCGGAAGGACAAUCUGUCGCUCAAGGGUGAAUUCCUCGGGCGGGAACCGGAGUACAGUUACAGCUUUCGCAACCCGCACAUCAAGUGCAAGCCGGAGAAGGCCAAACCGAAGGACAACUUCCUGGCGAUGCAGGGUGACAUGGACUAUACGCCUAUGUAUCGCUGUUCUUACGUUGACUAUCCACGCUCCCGGCCACUGGUGAAGAAACCGGUCUGCAGCAUCAACCUGGAGGAUGUGUACGAAAAACCACCGCAUCGUCGGACCAGCCGCCGGACACCGUCCCCCAUCAAGUACAAUGUGCAUGCUGCCGGUACGGCUGCGGCCACCACCAACGCGGGCACCACUCCGGAAGGCAACAAGGGUGACGUACUGCAGACCUUCGUCGCUCAGCCCGAGUAUCGUAAGGCACAGAGGGAGCUGAUGAUCAAGAAGCGAUCGCCACCGAAGGAACGGGGCAGUCUGCUGGCACAGAAGAUCCUCCAGGAUGGCCAGCUUUCGGCCGUGGUCAAUCAAGCACCGCUUCCCGUUGUGCAGGUUCACGAUACGACCGGUGGUAGCAGCACGAACGAAGGUUACGCCACCACCACCACGACGACCAGCACCACGAAUGCCACCGGAACUACCACCAGUACGACGCGACGCCACGAUACCCGGCCGGCCAGUCCGGUGCAGCUGCCCGUACGGAUAGCGAAGCACGGCCGCCGGGCGAAAUCGCCCAUCAUUGCGAUCCAGCGUGAGAACGAACCGAUCAUCUUCUACAAGGAUCUGCACCGGAAGGGUGACCACAGUGUGCGUAAUCGCACGAAGGUGAUCGAAGCGAACGCGGCGUACCGUAAGGGUAACCUACAGGCGACCCCCCGGGGAAUAGUGAAAAAGUCCGGGGUUGGGGACAAGCUGAAGACGGGCACGCAGUCGUUCGUUGUACUGAAUGCGCCAACCAAACGCCGAACGACCCGAUGGGCCGAACCGGCAACGAUCUAUGAUUCGCAUUUUUACUGA